AUGGGACCUUUCAGCGUCAACAUGGUGCGUGCCAGCCAGCCGCGCGCGUCGUCGCUCGAGAUUACCUCCGUGUACGCCGACGCGUUCGAGGCCGUCCGCGAGGACGCCCACGGCCUCAUCGGGACCGCGCACACCUCGCGCACGCCCGAUGCGCCAAUCAUCGCCGCCUCGCAACGCAUCCGCGUCGCGGUAGACGUCGACGAAGUGCUCGGCCAGUUCGUGGAGUCGCUCAACGUGUUCAUCGAGGACGAGUACGGCAUGCAGCACACCGUCUCCGACUACGAGCGGUACGUCUUCGCGGACGUCUGGGGCUGUUCGCAGGACGAGUCCAACCACAUUGUGCACUCCUUCUUCGACUCGCCGCACUUCGCGGAGGGCAUCCCGCCGAUGCCCGGCGCGCUCGAGUCCCUCCAGCGCCUGUCCUCGUUCUGCGAGCUCCACGUCGUGACCUCGCGGCAGCACGUGAUCGAGGCCCCCACGCUGCGGUGGCUCGACGACCACUUCCCGGGGGUGUUCGAGGGCGUGCACUUCGGGAACCACUUCGCGCUCGCGGGGUCCUCGCGGAAGAAGUCGGAGAUCUGCCGGGACAUCGGGGCCGCGGUGCUCAUCGACGACAACCCGGGGUAUGCGCAGGACUGCGCCGAGGAGGGCCUCACAGUGCUGCUGUACGACUGGCUGGGGACGUACCCGUGGAGCAAAAUGGACCGGCCGCACCCGCUGAUUCGGUCGGUGUCGGACUGGCGGGACGUGGAGGCCGAGCUGGCGCACGUGCACGCGGCGCAGCUCACGUUGCAAGGCGAGCAGAACGCGGAGUGA
Molecule: messenger RNA, 816 nt
Organism: Pedinophyceae sp. YPF-701
Lineage: Eukaryota; Viridiplantae; Chlorophyta; Pedinophyceae
Source: the annotation of a GenBank genome assembly